AUGGCAUGCGCUGAAUAUACAUCCACAACAUUUACACCAGAAAGGACAUUUCGUUCCUACGACCAUGCACAGGGUAUUGCCUACUCUCGACGCCGUCCCAACUAUCACCCAAACCUAUAUAAAACUAUCAUCGACUACCACAUGUCCACUGGAGGUGAAUUAAUCACAAUUCUUGAUGUUGGCUGUGGGCCAGGUAAUGCUGUCCGUGAUCUUGCGCCGCAUUUCACGCAUGCCAUCGGUCUUGACCCAUCAGAAGGUAUGAUCAGUACCGCGCGAUCGCUCGGCGGUGUAUCGUCAAAUGGUCAGUCUAUACGAUUCGAAAUAUCCACUGCGGAAGACCUCGGUUCCCAAAGCGCGCCGCCAAUCCCCAACUCCAGUGUUGACCUGAUCAUCGCCGCCACGGCAGCACACUGGUUUGACAUGCCGCGAUUCUGGCGGCGGGCGGCUGAGAUCCUCAAACCGGGAGGAAGUGUUGCCCUCUGGGCUGCUAGAGGUGGGUAUCCGCAUGCAUCCAUGCCCAAUCACGCCGCUAUCCAGGCUUCCAUGUUGGAGAUUGAAGAUCGAUACUUGAAGCCUUAUAUGGAGCACGGCACUCUCCUUGCGAAAGGGUUGUACACCGAUCUCGGUCUUCCAUGGUCUAUCUCUGAGCCUAUCUCUGGAUUCGAGCGAGAAACUUUCUAUCGCAAGGAUUGGAAUAGGGAUGUCCCGUGCUCCGAGGGUGACGAGUUCUUCGCGGGUCAGAGUGAUCCGCGCUAUUUAGCUAUGAAUCUUCAGGCUGCGGAGAAGAUGCUUGGGACUAGGGGCACAGUGAUACGAUGGCGUGAGGCUCACCCGGAUAUGGCUGGAACCGAAUCUGAUGUUGCGAGAAUGAUGUGCAAGGAGAUGGCGAGGCUUUUAUACGAGGCAGGGGUGGAGCAGGGCGAUGAGAUUGUCAAGAUGGGUGUAGAUGGAGUAUUGUUGAUGGUGAAAAGAGAUCACGACUGA
This is a messenger RNA of Penicillium lagena, 984 nucleotides long. RefSeq names its product class I SAM-dependent methyltransferase. The record is from RefSeq and is a predicted model, not a curated record. NCBI's taxonomy places the organism in Eukaryota, Fungi, Ascomycota, Eurotiomycetes, Eurotiales, Aspergillaceae. Gene Ontology annotation, molecular function: S-adenosylmethionine-dependent methyltransferase activity. Bases 1 to 984 code for a protein of 327 amino acids. The transcript has a single exon.